AGUAGCUUGAUAUAGAUUCGUUUUUUUAUUGAAAUUAGUCAGAGAGCAGUCAUGUCAAAGACUAAGAGCAGCGAGUCGGUGAAAGUGGUGGUUCGAUGCCGGCCCUUGAACCGGAAGGAGGAGUCCCACGGUCCUGCAGGGGGCAUCGUGCAGAUGGACCUGGGUCUGGGACAGGUGAUCCUCAGGAACCCUCGAGCACCGGUCAGCGAGCCCCAGAAGACCUUCACGUUCGAUGGGGUUUAUGAUGCGAGCUCCAAACAGCGAGACCUGUACGACGAGAGCGUGAGGCCGCUGAUCGACUCGGUGCUGGAAGGGUUCAACGGCACCAUCUUUGCGUACGGGCAAACCGGAACUGGAAAGACAUACACUAUGCAGGGGGCAUGGAGGGACCCGGAGAAGCGGGGGGUGAUCCCCAACGCUUUUGACCACAUCUUCACACACAUCUCCCGCUCGCAGUCCGACAGGCAGUACCUGGUACGGGCGUCCUACCUGGAGAUCUACCUCGAGGAGGUUCGGGAUCUCCUCGAUCCCAACCAUGACACCGCCAGAGCCCUGGAGCUCAGAGAGAGUCCAGACACCGGAGUGUACGUCCGAGAUCUCACCUCGUGUGUCUGCAAGAGCAUCAAGGAGAUCGAGGAGGUGAUGAACGUGGGCAACCAGGCGAGGGCGGUGGCGGCGACAGACAUGAACGAGUACUCGUCCCGGUCCCAUGCCUUGUUCCUGAUCACGGUGGAGUGCAGCCAGCCUGGACCAGAUGGGAGAAAGCACAUUCGAGUUGGUCGCCUCAACCUGGUGGAUCUGGCUGGCAGCGAGCGCCAAGCCAAGACCGGCGUCCAGGGCGAGCGCCUGAAAGAAGCCGCCAAGAUCAACCUGUCCCUGUCGGCCCUGGGGAAUGUGAUCUCAGCACUGGCAGAUGGACGCAGCGGCCAUGUGCCUUACCGGGACUCCAAGCUCACCAGGCUGUUGCAAGACUCUUUAGGUGGGAAUGCUAAGACGGUCAUGGUCGCCACCUUAGGCCCCGCCCCCCAGCACUACGACGAGACCCUCACCACCCUCCGCUACGCCAACCGAGCCAAGAACAUCCAGAACCAGCCGAGGGUCAACGAGGACCCCAAGGACGCUCUGCUGCGCGAGUUCCAGACGGAGAUCGCUCGCCUCCGGGCCCAGCUCAACCACAGGAAGUGGAGCAGCAAGCAGAAGAAGGAGCAGGUGGAGGGCGAGAGCUGGGAGAGAGACGAGGACGAGGAGACGGAGGGCGAGGACGAGGAGCUGGAGGUGGAGAAGGACGCGGAGGAAUACGUGAAGCUGCAGGAGCAGCGGCUGGAGAGGGAGAAGGAGGCCAUCAGAGAUGAUCGCUUCAUGUUGGCCGAGGAGAAGCAGAAGCUGCUGGGAGAGAACCAGAGGAUGAUGGGGGAUCUGAGGAAGGAGCAGGAAGCCACCGAGCAGCUGACCGCCAAGUACAAGGCGAUGGAGAGCAAGCUGCUGGUCGGAGGAAAGAACAUCAUGGAUCACACCAACGAGCAGCAGAAGAUGCUGGAGAUGAAGCAGCAGGAGAUCGCUGACCAGACCCGCACAGAGAGGGAGAUGCAGCAGCAGAUGUUCGUCCAGGACGAGGAGACGGUGGAGCUCAGGGAGACGUUCACCUCUCUGCAGCAGGAGGUGGAGGCCAAGACCAAGAAACUCAAGAAGCUGUACGCCAAGCUCCAGUGCAUCAAGGCAGAGAUCCAGGACGUGAACGACGAGCACGUGAGGAGCCGACAGGAGCUGGAGCAAACUCAGAACGAGCUCACCAGAGAGCUCAAGUUCAAGUACCUGAUCAUAGAGAACUUCAUUCCUCCAGAGGAGAAGAACAAGAUCAUGAACAGACUGACCUUCGACACCGAGGAGGACCAGUGGAAGUUCCAGCCCCUGGUUCCCGCUGAGAGUAAAUCCUCUCAGAUGAAGAAAAGGCCGUCGUCUGCAGUCGGAUACAAACGACCCAUCACCCAGUACGCCAGGGUUGCCAUAGCGAUGGGAGCCCACUCCAGAUACAGGGCUGAGAACAUCAUGUUCCUGGAGCUGGACAUGACUCCUCCGAACACGGCCUCUCUGGAGCGCUCGAAGGACCCGAACCAAAGCACCUCCGGGGACAACUCGCCCACCAAGGAGAGGGGGGGCGUCCGCAAGUCUCGCUCAUGGUGUCAGACGCCGAAAUCCAUCAGUUCCUCCUCCUCUAACGUUUCCCUGGCGACGUGUCACGCUGCCACGCCCACAGCGGCACAGUAA
Limanda limanda (common dab) is the source of this 2265-nucleotide messenger RNA. RefSeq names its product kinesin-like protein KIF3C. Gene Ontology annotation, biological process: microtubule-based movement. Gene Ontology annotation, molecular function: ATP binding; microtubule motor activity; microtubule binding. Bases 52 to 2265 code for a protein of 737 amino acids. Lineage: Eukaryota; Metazoa; Chordata; Actinopteri; Pleuronectiformes; Pleuronectidae. The transcript has 8 exons. The record is from RefSeq and is a predicted model, not a curated record.